Messenger RNA from Candidozyma auris, 462 nucleotides. It is a transcript of the gene PAM18, whose product is annotated as Pam18p. The coding region runs from base 1 to 462 and encodes 153 amino acids. The transcript has a single exon. Gene Ontology annotation, biological process: protein import into mitochondrial matrix. NCBI's taxonomy places the organism in Eukaryota, Fungi, Ascomycota, Pichiomycetes, Serinales, Metschnikowiaceae. Gene Ontology annotation, cellular component: PAM complex, Tim23 associated import motor. Gene Ontology annotation, molecular function: ATPase activator activity. The record is from RefSeq and is a predicted model, not a curated record.
AUGAACUCUGCCCUACAACCCCCAGCAGACCUGCAGCACCCCCAGCAGGUGUAUCAGCAGCCCACAUACACGGGCCAGUUACAAAAAAAGAAAGCUCCCGAAGGUUCGGUUGAGUGGUACUUCGACAGGACAUGUGACUGGAUGGGCGACCACCCAUGGCUCACGGGACUUGGAGCUUUCGGGUUGGCUUACGUGGCCGCAGGCAUGUUCAAACUGAACCAACCGGGACUACACGGGAAAGCAUUUAUCAAGGGCUCGUUUGGCCCAAAGAUGACGGCGAAGGAGGCCCUCCAGAUCUUGAACUUGAAAGAGACAAACUUGUCAAAAGCCAGGUUGAAGGAGCAGCAUAGGAAGUUGAUGAUGGCAAACCACCCGGAUAAAGGUGGGUCGGCCUUUUUGGCCACGAAAGUGAACGAGGCAAAGGACUUUUUGGAGAAGAGAGGCGGCAUGAAGGAUAAAUAA